Stomoxys calcitrans (stable fly) is the source of this 2201-nucleotide messenger RNA. RefSeq lists its product as uncharacterized. The transcript has 2 exons. NCBI's taxonomy places the organism in Eukaryota, Metazoa, Arthropoda, Insecta, Diptera, Muscidae. The record is from RefSeq and is a predicted model, not a curated record. Bases 358 to 2004 code for a protein of 548 amino acids.
ACAUGGCGCGUACUAUUAACAUACACAAAAUCAGAGUUCUACUAAUCACUGACUUUGACAGAUUGAGUGCACUCAAUAUUUUGUUGUUGGACAACUGCCGCUACCUGUAAAUGAAUAUAUUUCGGUACCAACCUUUUUGCAAAACGAUCGACUUUCCGUAAAAACGCCCCUUAUAAUUAUUCUUUCCCCCCAAAAUAUGUCUUUGAUUUCCCCAAGUAAUAUGGCAACCAUGUGUUGCAAAACUUACCUCAAUGAUCUAAAUUCACCACUCCAAUUAAUUCUUGUUUGAAUUUUUCCUAUGUUUUGUUGCCUGUGUCUACAAACAAUACAAAGCAAUCAAUAAAAUAAAAAUACAUAAUGUUCAAACCAGAAACUGAAGAUAUGCUUCCAAGGAUGGCUCCAAAGCCAAGUGGAUCUUCUUUGGGUGCCACCGAGCUUAUUGUACGACCGCAGGUGCCAGAAGUUUCGAUAUUAUUUGGUCAACAGGCAAAUAAUCUACAGCCUCAAAAUCUACAAACGAACGUCCAGCAAGCCCAACAACAGACAACUUCUUAUGCGGCUUGGAAAAAGCAAAUGCUUCCGAAAGUAUCUUUUCCAGCUGGUCUGAUGCAAGAGGGCUCAACGACAAGCAUAAAUAACAGCAACAACACGAAUAGCAGUCCCAUUCAGACAACGACUGCAGCCCGUAGCAAUUUAUAUCCUUUGAGAAACUCUUCGUCUGCCACUGCUACAACAACAACAUCAGCUGGGGGAAUUUCAAAUGGAUACGGGGUCAAUAAUCCAGUAUCAUAUGCCACCCCACCGAACUCAAUUCCCAAUUGUGUUUAUACUGUUAAUGGAGUUGUUGGAAACAAUCCCACAGCUUACCGUAACAAUUUAGAGAGUCCAUGUACAUAUCAGCCUAUUCAACAACAGCAGCAGCAAAUUUUAUACAGAAAAUCUAUGGAAAUGACACCACCAACUGCACCAAGCCCGAGGGAUGUGCUAACAAUUUGUGCUGGUACACAAACAGAUGCUAUGUCUUCACCAGUCUCUGGUCAACAAAAUAUACCCCAAAACGUGGCUACCAAAAAGGAUAUUGAAGAAAUUAAGCUUAUUGUGCAGGAGAUGCGGCAUGAUCAGUUAUAUAUCAUGCAAAUGAUGGAAAAAUUUCUGAGUACCCAACAAAUUAUGGCCAAAUCAAAGAUGGAAUGUAAAGAUGUCGGCAUACAAGUGAAUAUAAACAACAUGUUAGAUAAUGUCCCCGCUGCAAAUGGACUGGAAAGCGGAGCUGCAGCACAGAUUCCUCUACAACCCACAACAAAUAAAAUUAUACAACAACUAAAACCUAGCCCUAAUGCCUUGCAAACACCUAAAGGAAAGCCUGUGGCCCAAUCAACUGCCUAUCGACCUAACUCUCCUCAAUCGAAUCGGUUACAGGAAUACCAGCAGGUGCCACCUCCCUCCAGUACCGCCGUUCAAACACAGCCGGCUAUGAAUUAUUUACAAUGGAACCAACAAAUAGCAGCUGCGUUGCCCAAACCGACAACUGAUAAAAGUUUAAUAAUGAAUGAAUUGGCUUUAAAAUAUUUACCAAGGGAAAAACUUGCUGAACUUUUAAAUGACUUGACUUUAUCUCCAGAUUUAGGCGUAGCGCUAAAACAAGUAAUGCAACCAUCUUCGAAUACUCCUUCAACACCUUUGCAAAACAUUGAAAAUUUUGAGCGAAGCCCUUCGGAUAUUUCAAAUGCAUCGUAUAAAUAUCUAAAAAAAUAUCGUCUCUUACCCGAAGAUAACAUUGCAGAUGCUGAAAAUGAGAAUCCCGUACAAUAUAAUGGUACACCCCCAAAUCUGCAGUACGUACCAUUGCCCUCACCUAUUCAACAGAGACCCAUACCUAUUUCAAAUGCACCAAUAGGACGUUUACCACAAUCUCCAUUGGCUAGAGUAGAAACAGGAUCAUCUAAUAAUAAAAAUAAUAUGUUAGAUCUGGACAACAUAAAGCUUCAGCCCAAGUUUUUGUAACUUUCUCUAAAGAUUAUUUAAAACAAUUAUUUUAGAAAAAUUGUAGCACUGAUUGUAUUGUUUUGUAUUUAAACAGAAUUUGUUAUAACAUUUAUAUAUUGACCAGAGUAGGAGGUGUAGCCAAAUGUCCGUUAUUAGUGGAGAUUAUAAAAUGUAAAAACAUAAAACAUGUCUGAAAUAAAGGUAUACUCGUUAAA